AUGCCGGCCUCGACCCACCCCGUUGUGCCCCUGCGCCCGCCCGCCCGCCCGGCGCAGGAGAACCUGCCGGAGAGGAGCGUGAAGAAGUUCAAGGAUGUGAAGGGGUGUGAUGAGGCCAUCGCCGAGCUCAAGGAGAUUGCCGAGUACCUGAAGAGCCCCGACAAGUUCACCCGCCUGGGCGGCAAGCUGCCCAAGGGCGUGCUGCUGACGGGGCCGCCCGGCACCGGCAAGACGCUGCUGGCUCGGGCGGUGGCGGGGGAGGCAGGCGUGCCCUUCUUCUACAAGGCGGGCUCCGAAUUUGACGAGAUGUUUGUUGGGGUGGGGUCGCGCCGCGUGCGCGCCCUGUUUGCGGCGGCCAAGAAGAAAGCGCCCUGCAUCAUCUUCAUCGAUGAGAUCGACGCCAUGGGCGGCAAGCGGACCAACUGGGAGUCGAGCGGCGGCAGCCGCAAGACGCUCAACCAGCUACUGACCGACAUGGACGGGUUUGAGGAGAACAGCGGGGUGGUGGUCAUGGCCGCCACCAACCUGCCCGAGCUGCUGGACAGCGCGCUCACCCGCCCCGGCCGCUUCGACCGCCAGGUGGCCGUCACGCUGCCCGAUGUGCGCGGCAGGCAGCAGAUCCUGGAGCUCUACCUGGCGGGCAAGCCGGUGGCGGCGGAUGUGGACACGGAGCUGCUGGCGCGUCGCACCCCCGGCUUCAGCGGCGCCGAGCUGGCCAACCUGGUGAACGAGUCGGCGCUGCUGGCGGCGCGCCACGACCGCGACGCGGUGUCCGCACAGCUGCUGGAUGAGGCGAGGGACAAGAUUCUGAUGGGCACGCCCCGCAUCAUCGCACAGGAGGCCCGCAGGCUGACGGCGUACCAUGAGGGCGGGCACGCGCUGGUGGCGCUCUACACGGCCGGCGCCAAGCCCAUCCACAAGGCCACCAUCGUUCCGCGGGGCCACGCCCUGGGCAUGGUGUCGCAGGUGCCUGACAAGGACGAGUACAGCACGACGCGGCAGCAGAUGAUGGCUCACAUCGACGUGUGCAUGGGGGGCAAGGCGGCGGAGGAGCUGAUCUUUGGGGAGGACCAGGUGACCUCGGGGGCCACCUCCGACCUGCGGCAGGCCACCCGCAUGGCGCGCCACAUGGUGGUGGACUGCGGCAUGAGCGACCGCAUCGGCCCUGUGGCGGUGGGCGAGGAGCAGAGCCCCAGCACGCGGCAGGCGGUGGAUGACGAGGUGCAGGCGAUGCUGAAGGCGGCUUACCAGCGGGUGGUCAGCCUGCUGAGGGAGAAAGAGGGCGAGCUGCACAGGCUGGCCCAGGCGCUGCUCCAGGAUGAGACCCUGACUCUGGCAGAGAUCAAGAGCCUGCUGAUGGGGCGCGAUGGCGCAGAGCUGCCUGGCGGCGGCGGCGGCGGCGGCGGCGGCGGCGGCGGCGGCGGCUCCGGAGGGUGGCGUGGGGUUGGCGUGGCGGGCGCCGCCGCCGCCGCGGACAGCGCGGGCGAUGCGGCCGCGCCUGCAGCCGCGGCGGCGUCCGCCGCUGCGAGCAGCGUGGCCAGCGCAGCGGCGGCAGACGCACCGGCUGCUGCGUGA
This is a messenger RNA of Chlorella variabilis, 1575 nucleotides long. RefSeq lists its product as hypothetical. Gene Ontology annotation, biological process: proteolysis. Gene Ontology annotation, cellular component: chloroplast thylakoid. The coding region runs from base 1 to 1575 and encodes 524 amino acids. Gene Ontology annotation, molecular function: metalloendopeptidase activity; ATP-dependent peptidase activity; ATP hydrolysis activity. Lineage: Eukaryota; Viridiplantae; Chlorophyta; Trebouxiophyceae; Chlorellales; Chlorellaceae. The transcript has 10 exons. The record is from RefSeq and is a predicted model, not a curated record.